Molecule: messenger RNA, 951 nt
Organism: Monoraphidium neglectum
Lineage: Eukaryota; Viridiplantae; Chlorophyta; Chlorophyceae; Sphaeropleales; Selenastraceae
Exons: 5
Coding region: 1-951 (316 amino acids)
Source: RefSeq, a predicted model, not a curated record
AUGGCCGACACGUGGCGGCUGACGGCCUCGCAGGCACGCACCAUUGGCAAGCCCCAGUUCGCAGGCAAGAUCAGGAUCUGCCUGGCGCACUUCCGACCUGAGGUUGCCCUGUUCGAGCAGGUCGCCCUCGCCCUGCCGUGGCUCGGCGGCACCGACGCCUGGUUCUUUGACUGCAUCCCCUGGGAGGAGCUGAUGCGGGACAUCAACUCGCCCAACGGGACGUGCCUCAUAGCGCCGACUCGCGUCCUGUCGUCUGAGGCGCGGAGGCUAUCGUGGGUGGUGGACAAGGAAGGCCUCAAGAUCCUGGUCAAAGCAAAACGGGAGGUGCCCUGGGCGCCCUUCAGCCCCUUUGAGGCGUUCUCGAUCCACCUGUGGGUCACCCUGGCAGCCACCGCCGUCUUCGUCGGCGCCUGCAUCUGGUUCUUCGACGUUGCAGUGAAGUCGAUCAAGAGGACAUACGACCCCCACAAAAAGCAUGAUGGGGACGACUUGAGCGCGUUAAGGGGUGCCCCCGCCUCGGUCGUCGGGCACGGCGGCGCGGUCUCGGGGGCCGCGCCCGGCGCGAAUGGCACCCCCGACGCGCUGGCCGCCGUCGCCGCGCCGGCGGCGGAAAAGGACUGCGAGCGCGGCGAGGGGGGCGGCAAUGCAGCGAUCGGCAAGGCGGGCGAGGGGGGCGGCAAUAAGAGCGGGGAUGAGAAAGAUGAGGAGCCUAAGACGCCGAGCGGCAACUGGUUUUUGAAGCCGCUGGGUGUGCGCAAAGGGGAGGAGAGCAAGGUGGUCACUGAUUUGGACAUGCAGAUGCGCCGCUCACUGCUGCGGAUCGCGCGCAUCAACGACCCGCCUCACAUGCUGUCGCUGCCGUCCCAAAUAAUACUCUUUGCGUACGGCCUCCUCAUAACAAUCAUCGUCUCCAUGUACACAGGUCUGCGCGCCGAUGCGCCCGUCCGCUAG